AUGCGCAGGGUGUACAAGGGUACCCAAGCGCUCACAUGCCACCGUACACGGACAGACCAGAAGCUCCCUCGUUACCUCGAUCUACGGAGUGAUAAGAAUCUUCACGGUAUCCUGACAGUAGCUGUGACAAAUGUUGGACUCCUAACCAUCCUGCCAGUCACUGUUGUUGUUGGUGCUGCUGCUGCUGCUGCUGCUGCUGCUGCUGCUGCUGCUGCUGCUGCUGCUGCUGCUGCAAACAAAAGUUCCAAAAAUUUCGCUGUCCGUCUGUUUCCGGAAAUGACUUGGAUUAAAUAUGGUUGA
This is a messenger RNA of Echinostoma caproni, 300 nucleotides long. NCBI's taxonomy places the organism in Eukaryota, Metazoa, Platyhelminthes, Trematoda, Plagiorchiida, Echinostomatidae. The record is from the annotation of a GenBank genome assembly.